GUGGAAGGAGGUCUUCGUCCCCGUCCCCAGCGACGCAGGUCGUCACGUCAUGGGCUACUGCUUGGCCACGGUGUGCGGCGUCGCGGGCGCCAGCGUAUGGCAAUCGGCCGCACUUCGAGGUGCGGAAGCACCCUACUUCGUCACCAUGGACGCGCAGUGUGACGCCACCGAGUUGGCAUACCUCAGCUGGGUGCUCCAGGAUGGCGCGUGGUGCAAUGUUGCCAACGGGUGCGACGACCGCGGCGCCAUGACCUACGGGCGCGAUCCCAACUGGAAACGUUAUGGCCCCACCGAGCACGCGUCCAGGAUAGACUACGUCUUCGCCGACGAGAGCGCCAACUCCAUGGUCAUCAACUUCCAGAUCGUGCGGGACUUUAGCUGUCUUGGUCAGCUCGGCCUAGAGGUCACCCUCGACGUCGGCGCCUUCGCCGCCGGCAUCGCCGACAACUUUGCCGAGGACUUUCUGGUCACUGGGUGUGCUGGUCACGUUGAGCAGGUCGCUCGUGGGCGUGGCGCGCCCCCGAGGUUUGUUCAUGGCUUGGCGGCGCCGACAAAUUUACCGCGGCAUGGCGCGACGUCGGGGGUCGUGUUGCAGCUCGCGAAACUUUAUCGACGCCUGGUGGGGCUGAGUUACAGGGCCGAGCUUUGCGAUGCCAGUGGUGCCGGUGCGUACUCUGACAUUCAGCUCUUCCAUCAGCUGUGGGCCAAUGCUGCAAACAAGCUAGGGAACUUCAACCGGCGUGUGCUUCGCGGCCAGGCUGGUGGGCGCCAUUGUGCUGGCCUGCGGCAGGGCAGGCGCGAGAAGAUGCUGCGCGGGUUGAGUGGUCGCGUUGAGCAGUUGGUCCACUGCCUGGCGCUGGACCGCGAGAAGUACUUCGACCUGUUGGUGACGGACAUCUGCGUGCAACUCCAGAGGCAUACUG
Molecule: messenger RNA, 923 nt
Organism: Prorocentrum cordatum
Lineage: Eukaryota; Dinophyceae; Prorocentrales; Prorocentraceae
Source: the annotation of a GenBank genome assembly